AUGGAGAUACCCAAAACGACCCACUCUGUUUUCCUCUGUUUUUCAUCUCUGCUUUUAUUCUUACUUACCGCCAUGGAUAAACCCCUCUCAGUCUCCUCUCUCUCUCCCGACGGUGAAGCCCUCCUCCCACUCCUCUCCGCCGGAGAGUCAUCACCAUCAUCACCACUCCUCUCUUCAUGGAACCCAUCUCACCAAACCCCAUGUUCAUGGCCAGGGAUAACAUGCUCAUCACAGAACAGAGUAAUCUCUCUGUCUCUCCCAAACACAUUCCUAAACCUCACUUCAAUACCGCCAAGCCUCUCUUCCUUGACAUUUCUCCAGCUCCUAAAUCUCUCCUCCACAAACAUCUCCGGUGAAAUCCCUCCUUCAUUAGGCCAGCUAUCCAAUCUCCGGCUACUCGACCUAUCGUCCAACUCCCUCUUCGGCUCCAUCCCUCGGGACCUCGGUCGCCUCUCUUCGCUCCAAUUCCUCUACCUAAACUCCAACAGACUCACCGGCAAAAUCCCACCGGAGCUCGCCAAUCUCACUUCUCUGGAAGUCCUCUGCCUCCAGGACAACCAGCUCAACAGUUCAAUCCCGGCUCAACUCGGCUCGUUGGUUUCACUACAGCAGUUUAGAGUUGGGGGAAACCCUUAUUUGACCGGAGAAAUCCCGCCGCAGCUCGGGAUGCUGACGAAUUUGACCACAUUCGGCGGUGCAGCCACUGCACUCUCCGGCGGGAUUCCUUCCACAUUUGGGAACCUGGUCAACCUCCAGACUCUGGCUCUUUACGACACUGAGAUAGCUGGCUCGAUACCAGGUGAGCUUGGCUCCUGCUUGGAGCUCAGGAACUUGUAUCUCCACAUGAACAAGCUGACAGGUUCAAUCCCGAGUCAGUUGGGUCAAUUGCAGAAGCUAACCAGCUUGCUGCUGUGGGGAAAUGGCUUAACCGGUUCAAUCCCUGCUGCGCUUUCGAAUUGCUCUUCGCUCGUGGUGCUUGAUGCUUCCGAAAAUGAUCUCUCCGGCAGUAUUCCUGGAGAUUUAGGGAAAUUGGCAGUGUUGGAGCAGCUGCAUUUGUCAGAUAAUGCGUUAACCGGUUUGAUUCCAAGCCAGUUGAGCAACUGUACGAGCUUAACCGCACUCCAGCUAGAUAAAAACCAGGUUUCCGGCUCGAUUCCUGAUGAAAUCGGGAACAUGAAGCUCCUGCAGAGCUUGUUUCUAUGGGGGAACUCAGUUUCAGGCACGAUACCAUCAUCCUUUGCAAACUGCACUGAGCUCUACGCCCUUGAUUUGUCGCGAAACAAGCUGACCGGUUCGAUCCCGGAUGAGCUCUUCAGUUUGAGGAAGCUGAGCAAGCUGCUACUACUGGGGAACUCACUAUCAGGAGAGCUUUCUGAAUCAGUGGGCAACUGUGAGUCCUUAAUGAGACUAAGGCUCGGAGAAAAUCAGCUCUCGGGGCGAAUUCCUAAGGAAAUUGGUCAGUUACAGAAUCUUGUCUUCCUAGACUUGUACAUGAAUCAUUUCUCAGGCCAAAUCCCUCCGGAACUCGCCAACAUUACAGCUCUGGAGCUGCUAGACUUGCACAACAACUACAUUACUGGUUCCAUACCUUCUCAAUUGGGCAAGCUGGUGAACUUGGAGCAGCUCGAUCUUAGUCGAAACAGAUUCAUUGGAGAAAUCCCUUGGAGCUUUGGUAACUUCACUUACCUGAACAAGCUGAUCCUGAACAACAAUCUGAUCACCGGUUCCAUCCCUCGGUCGAUUCAAAGCUUGCAGAAGCUCACAUUGCUCGACCUCAGCUACAACUCUCUCUCGGGGGAACUCCCUUGGGAGCUAGGCCACGUCACUAGUUUGACCAUAAGCCUCGACCUGAGCAACAAUGCGUUUUCAGGAGAACUCCCCGAGUCAAUGUCUGGUUUGACUCAACUGCAAUCUCUUGAUCUUUCCCACAACAUGCUCUAUGGGAAGAUUAAGGUUCUUGAGUUGUUGACUAGUCUUGCUUCAUUGAACAUUUCCUGCAACAACUUCUCAGGUCCUAUUCCUGUAACAGCAUUCUUCAGAACUUUGAAUUCAAACUCUUAUUUACAAAAUCCAAAUCUUUGUGAGUCAGUAGAUGGGAUGAUUUGCUCGUCGAGGGUAGCUCAAGCGAGGGGAUUGAAAUCAGGGAAUGCAAUUGCCUUGGUAUCAGUCAUUCUGGCAUCAGUAACACUAGCAUUGUUGUCCUCAUGGAUUAUAGUUACAAGAAACCAUAAGUACAUUGCUGAGAAAGCUUUAGGAGGCUCUUCCUUGGAGGGCGAGGAUUUUUCAUACCCUUGGACCUUCAUUCCAUUUCAGAAGUUGAAUUUCUCGAUAGACAACAUCCUAGAGUGCUUGAAAGAUGAGAACAUAAUCGGGAAAGGCUGCUCGGGAGUUGUGUACAAGGCCGAGAUGCCUGGAGGCGAGUUGAUUGCAGUAAAGAAACUAUGGAAGACUAAGGGUAAUGAAGUUAACAUCAUUGACUCAUUCGCUGCAGAGAUUCAGAUUCUGGGCCACAUUCGACAUAGGAACAUUGUGAAGCUAUUGGGGUACUGCUCGAACAAGAGUGUGAAGCUGUUGUUGUAUAACUACGUACCGAAUGGCAAUCUACAGCAGUUGUUGCAGGAGAAUAGAGGGUUGGAUUGGGAGACACGGUACAAGAUUGCUGUGGGUUCAGCUCAGGGUUUGGCUUAUCUUCAUCAUGAUUGUGUCCCUGCUAUACUCCAUCGAGACGUGAAGUGUAAUAACAUACUGCUUGAUUCAAGGUUCGAGGCGUAUCUGGCUGAUUUCGGGCUUGCUAAGCUGAUGAUGAGCACCCCGACAAAUUAUCACCAUGCCAUGUCUCGUGUUGCUGGUUCUUAUGGAUACAUAGCUCCAGAGUAUGGCUACACCAUGAACAUCACCGAGAAGAGCGAUGUCUACAGCUACGGAGUCGUGUUGUUGGAGAUCCUGAGCGGGAGGAGUGCUGUGGAACCACAGAUUGGCGACGGGCUCCACAUAGUCGAGUGGGUGAGGAAGAAGAUGGGGAGCUUCGAGCCAGCCACGUCGAUACUCGACUCGAAGCUCCAAGGAAUGCCGGACCAGAUCGUGCAGGAGAUGCUUCAGACGCUUGGCAUCGCCAUAUUCUGCGUGAACUCUUCGCCCGCAGAGAGGCCGACGAUGAAGGAAGUGGUGGCAUUGCUGAAUGAGGUGAAGUGUCCACCCGAGGAGUGGGGGAAGAGCACUUCUCAGCCCUUGAUGAAACAGUCUGCAACACAGAGCUGA
This is a messenger RNA of Linum trigynum, 3258 nucleotides long. NCBI's taxonomy places the organism in Eukaryota, Viridiplantae, Streptophyta, Magnoliopsida, Malpighiales, Linaceae. The record is from the annotation of a GenBank genome assembly.